Linum trigynum is the source of this 2703-nucleotide messenger RNA. The record is from the annotation of a GenBank genome assembly. NCBI's taxonomy places the organism in Eukaryota, Viridiplantae, Streptophyta, Magnoliopsida, Malpighiales, Linaceae.
AUGACCCGUAGCCAGUCGGGAGAUCUACUACCACUAGACCAGGAGCUUGAACGAACCUGCAGAAACUUCAAGCAGGCUCUAAAGGCGCGACUGGCUGCGGAGGAGGCGCUAUCACAGCUGCAGUUAGAGGAGGAAGAAGAAGAGAUGGCUGAACCAGGGAACCAUGCUGUGAUCCCCGAGGAGCAGACCAUGGGCUCCUACUGGACCGCUAGGGCUGCGGACAUGAGGUCACCCAUUCAGCACCCUCAGGUCCCAGCCAACAACUUUGAGGUGAGCACCUCCGUGAUCACCAUGCUGCGCGGUUCAGUAGUGUUCCGUGGUAAGGAGGGAGAGGGCCCUCGAUCACAUCUCAGGCGAUUCCACGAGCUCAUCGAUGGAAUCAAGAUCAAUGGGGUACCAGCAGAUGCCAUCCAGCUGAGGUACUUCCCAUUCACUCUGGAGGGGCAGGCCAAGGAGUGGCUAGACACUCGAUCUCCGGGCUCCAUCACCACGUUCGCCAACCUGGCGGACAAGUUCCUCACCCGCUACCAUCCUCCAUCCAAGACAGCUGACCUGCAUAAGCAAAUUACACAUUUUGCUCAGGAUGAGGAUGAGACCAUCAGGGAUGCAUGGGAGAGGUACAACAGUCUUUUCCUCAGGUGUCCCAAUCAUGGUUUCAACGAUGCGUUCAAGGUGGGCACCUUCUAUCACGCCCUCUUCCCGGAGGACAAGCAGCUGAUCGAUUCGGUUUGUGGCGGGAACAUGCUGACCAAAACCCCGCCACAGCUGAAUCAACUCUUUGAAGAGAUGGCGGAGAAUGGUUAUGAUUGGGGCACUGCCAGGAGAUCGAGGAGAGCACUAGGCCGGGGUGUGCAUGCUGUGGGCACCCAGUCAUCUGAUUUGGUGCAGGUAGUAUCGAAGCUGGUCUCAGCUAUCGAUCGUUCCCGGAUGAUUCCAGGGACCGGACAGCAGCAGGCGAUGCUCUGCCAGUGGUGCGAGAGCACCCAUCAUAUGGUGGAAGACUGCCAGGCGAUGAAGGAAUCGACCACACCCCAGGAGCAGGUGAACUUCAUCAACAAUGUCAGGCGCAAUGAGCCCUACAGCAACACGUACAAUGAGGGGUGGCGCCAGCAUCCUAACUUCUCCUGGGCUGGGCCAAAUCCCAGACCACCAGCUCCACAGGGACCACCGGGCUUCCAGAGGCCACCAUAUCAGCACAGACAGGGGCAAUUCCAGCAGCCAGGUGCAGCCCCUGCUGCCCCAGUGCAGAAUGAUCAGAUGGCUGAACUACGGGACUUGGUGGGUUCUCUUGCCAGUGUUAGUGCUCAGAAAUUCAACACCUUUGAGCAGUUCAUGGAGAAGGCCUCGGGUCAACUCCUGGCUCUGGAAGCUGGUCAGAGGAAUACACAGGCUGUUUUGCAGGAUAUCCAGACCCAGCUGGGGAGCGUGGCCCAGGCAGUGGCUCAAAGGGCUCCUGGUACUCUACCAGGGCAGAACAUCCCUCACCCGCCGAACCCGAAUGAGCGCUGCAAUGCCAUCAUGACCAGGAGUGGCAAGAUGACUGUUGAUCCCCCUGCUCGGGAACCGGAGAAAGAAAGCCCUGUCUUAGCGGCUCCAGCGGUUGAACAGGAAGUAGAGAAGGAAGUUGAGGUGCCUGCACCUAAACCGCAACCAGUAGUGAAGGAGUAUGUCCCUAAACUCCCUUUCCCUACUCGGUUGCACAAAGACAGGCUGGAGGCAGAGUUCGAGAACUUCAUGGCCAUGCUUAAGAAGCUGAAUGUCCAAGUGCCCUUCCUGGAGGCAUUAUCGCAAAUGCCAAAGUAUGCGAAGUUUCUGAAAGAGCUUCUCUCAAAGAAGCAGAAGCUGAGUGAGCUGGCCACGGUAGAGCUCAGCGAGGAAUGCUCGGCUAUUCUGCAAAACAAGCUUCCGCAGAAGAAGAAGGACCCAGGUAGUUUUACUAUCCCGUGCUCUAUUGAUAAAUUGCAUGUAGAGAAGUCCUUGGCGGAUUUAGGUGCUAGUAUCAAUGUUAUUCCAUAUAAAUUGUUCAUGAAACUAGGCCUAGGUGAACCCCGUGCUACUAGGAUGACCCUUCAAUUAGCUGACAGAUCUGUAGUGCAUCCUAGGGGUAUAGUGGAAGACCUUCUGGUUAAGGUUGGCAAAUUCACAUAUCCCGUGGAUUUUGUUAUCUUGGACAUCAGUGAGGACACAGAAGUGCCUCUUAUACUGGGAAGGCCUUUCCUGGCCACCGCCAAGGCUCUCAUAGAUGUGCAUGAUGGAACCUUAGUUUUGAGGGAUGGCGAGGAGCGAAUAACGUUUUCUGUUGCUGAUACUAUACCUGCUUCGUCACCUCUGCAUGCUGUAUCUCACCAGGAGCACGAGUCUGUCGUGUAUCCUUCUGUGCUGCCCAUUUUGCAGGAACCGCCUCCCACACCUUCGCCGCCACUCCGGACCACUCCGUCACCCAAAGAACAGAUCAAGGAGGAGUGGCGGCCGAAACUGCAGGCAGCUAAGCCUGCUCGAAAGAAAGCCGGAGACCACUAUGACCUGGUCCCGCCCCCUCCUUGGCCAUCCGAGUAUUCACUCGCUUGCAUCCUACCGGAUGGCCAAGUCGAGCUGGCGAAUGCAGGUGGCCACAUUCGUCGCGUGCAUGGCCGCCAUUUGAAGCUGUACCUCAAGAGCGAUGUGGAUCCGCUCUUGAAGGCACCUGAUCCUACACUUCCCUGA